Messenger RNA from Fusarium poae, 1914 nucleotides. RefSeq lists its product as uncharacterized. Lineage: Eukaryota; Fungi; Ascomycota; Sordariomycetes; Hypocreales; Nectriaceae. Bases 1 to 1914 code for a protein of 637 amino acids. The record is from RefSeq and is a predicted model, not a curated record. The transcript has a single exon.
AUGGCUUCGUCAAGAGCCCGUUUGCCUCGUGCAGGCAAACUAGGCGCCUUGUUGCAGCCUUCCCAACCCCAAGGCACCUCGAUAUGUCCAUUUUGCUCCAUCACAUCAUCUGCCCGCCCAAGGAUAAGGAUACGGACCCGUCGCGAUGCCCUCGUAAAACGCUUCGCUUCAACCUCUACGCACUCGACGAAUCCCCGCCAUGAGCUACAACAGCACCUCCUCGACAUUCAAAAACUCGCACCUUCGCUGGUAAACCUUUCAAGACUACAAUUGGCACUUCAAGGUCUGCGACAAAUACCAGGCCAGGAAGCUGUGAGGGUUGCAAUUUUAGGACUAGCACCUGGUUCCGAUGCGGGACAAAGAGCGAAGGAUGUGUUGAGAGUCCUCCUGACGGAUCCGUUGCAGGACGAGCAGGAAUGGGAGCGACAAUUGAAGGGCCACAAUCCGGAGAACCCUCUGAUUGUUCGAAUCCGGUCUACCGAAGAGCAACAGAGUACUUUGACAGUUACCAAAUCGAGUCUUGUCAGUGAAAUCAACGUCUCAUCCGCCGAAUGGAACAGUCUCAACCUGGAGUUACUGUUAAUGGAGACCCAUCUUCCUGAAUUUGCAAGGGACGAGCAAACGAGAGCUGUCGAAGUGGAGGAAUCUGUUCUCGUUCCCAAGGUUGGCAUUCCCUCAGCCGAAGAUCGAGUAACCCCAGUGACCACUCCCGUGCAUCGGGCGAUCGUGGUGGGCGAUGGCUUUAGGGGAGCUGUCAAUGCUACAGCAGUACCAGUUGCCGAAGAAGAAGAGUCAGUGUUAAAGGUGGUUGACCUUGGAGGCGUUGACCCAAAACAGGUCGAUGCACCCUUUGAGAUGGUUGACGUCUCUGCUGCUGACAAGGGCCUGUCGCUCUUCCGCAAGAGCUCCAGUAACGCCAUAGAGUAUGAGCGACUCUGGUUCAGAAGCAAUCUCCCCGCUUUGACAACAUGGCUGAAGUCAGGCAUUAGCUCUUUCGACGAAACCACAAAGCCCGCGGUUCGAGAAUUAAUAUCCUCUCUACUAAACAAUGUUUUGGCGAGAUGCGAGCUUCAGAACCGUCGUGAAAUUAAGCACAUUUACCAGGAGACUCCUGUUGGCCACGAGCUUACCUUCUUUCCUACUUUGAAUCGGGCAGUAGGUGAAUGGUCACAAAAAGCGCAUGCGGAACUACAAGAAGAGCUUGACCUGGCAUUUACAGGCAGAAGAUGGCGUAAGCUGGGAUGGUGGCAGUUGUUUUUGAGAGUGGAUGAUGUGGCUAUGCUCACAAAUGAGAUGUUGAACCAACGGUUUCUACCCACAGCAGAGCGAGAACUCGUCUAUUUGACCGGACAGAUUGCCCAAGCUGCAAAGGCUGACCAAAAGUACCCCCAACCACACUCGUCCAGUGGCGUCAACCCUGACCUGAAGCAACUUGGCUCGGGAGAGUUGGAACCAUUCGUGUCAGUCGACACCCGCCCUGCGCUACCCAAGUGGCCUGGCCACAUCGCUUUCACACGACGAUAUCUACAAAAUGAGACUGUCCCUGCGCUGCAGGCACUAGCUCAAAAACUCGUUGUGCAAUCUCUCGGUACUUCGGGUCUCACCACUUCCCUCGGUGCGCUCCUCUACGUGUCUUCCUUCUCCAUUUUCGAAGCCGGGGCUGUCGCAGCACUGGGAGUAGUCUGGAGUGCCAGCCGUCUGCAGAAGAAAUGGGAUGCCGCGCGAUCAUUCUGGGAGGGCGAAGUACGUGAAGAAGGACGCAAAGCUUUACGAGGUGUUGAAGAGAGUGUUGCAGCUGUUACCAAGGUCGAAAAACCACAAGAGCGGGUGGUUGUCGACCAAAAGGGCGAUCAGACCAAUGAGGUUCGAGAACUUGUAGCCAAGGCUCAAGAAGCUCUCGGACGAAUGAAAUAA